AUGCCUCUUGUGGUGUUGUGUGGAUUCCCCUGCAGUGGGAAGAGUAAGAAAGCCCUGGAUCUAAAAAAGCACCUGGAGCAGACUGGAAGAAAGGUUUAUAUAAUUGGAGACCAUACCCUUGCUGUUGAUAAGAAUUCUGUGUAUGCAGAUUCCAGGAAGGAGAAGGAUUUACGGGGAGCUUUAAGAGCUGAAGUAGAAAGGAAAUUGAAUAAAGAAGAUGUUGUGAUUCUGGAUUCUCUCAACUAUAUUAAAGGGUACAGAUAUGAGCUGUUCUGUCUCAUAAAACAUGUACAGACUCCACACUGCCUGAUCCACUGCGUGACAGCCCCAGAUGUCAGUUUCACCUGGAAUCAGGACAGGCAGCCAGAUGAGCAAUAUACACAAGACAUAUUUGAUGCCUUGGUACAGAGAUUUGAGGCUCCUGAUUCCCGUAAUCGAUGGGAUUGCCCCCUCUUUACUGUACAGAAGGAUGACGAACUGCCAUUGGAACAGAUCUGCAAUGCAAUUUUUCAUAGAAAAGCACCUCCUCCCAACCAAUCCACACAGACUGUAAGCAAUACAUCGCUGCUCCUUUUACUUUGCCCACAUGAUUUGGUUUGGUUUGUGUUUAAUUUUAAAACCUGA
Staurois parvus is the source of this 624-nucleotide messenger RNA. The record is from the annotation of a GenBank genome assembly. Lineage: Eukaryota; Metazoa; Chordata; Amphibia; Anura; Ranidae.